Boleophthalmus pectinirostris (great blue-spotted mudskipper) is the source of this 2165-nucleotide messenger RNA. RefSeq names its product UBX domain protein 4 (gene ubxn4). Gene Ontology annotation, molecular function: protein binding. The transcript has 13 exons. The record is from RefSeq and is a predicted model, not a curated record. Lineage: Eukaryota; Metazoa; Chordata; Actinopteri; Gobiiformes; Gobiidae. The coding region runs from base 112 to 1515 and encodes 467 amino acids.
GCGUUUUUACGCAGCGCUCUGACGCACUGAUUCAGUUUGGUUCAGUUUGGUUCAGUUUGGAUCAGUUUGGAUCAGUUCGGCUGCGCUCAGCUGCAGCUUUAUCUCGUCAUCAUGAACUGGUUCGAGGGUUCGAUUCCCGACGCGAUAAACGAGGCCAAACGGCGCAGUCUGGUGUUUGUUGUGGUCAUCACAGGAGACGAUGCUCAGUCCAGGGAGCUGCUGUCCACCUGGGACGACCCGGGCGUGACGGAGGCGGCGCGGGACUGUGUGGCCAUCAAACUGCACGACAAGAGUGAGGCGUGUGGACAGUUCUCCCAGAUCUAUCCGGUGGUGUGUGUUCCGUCGAGUUUCUUCAUCGGGGACAGUGGGGUUCCUCUCGAGGUCAUCGCCAGCUCCAUCUCCGCCCCCGACCUGGUGUCCAAGAUCCAGACGGUCAAACAGAUGCACCGGGGGCAGACUGCAGGUGGCGCUGUCCAACCCUCCACCUCUUCAAACCAGAGUCCAUCACAAACUCCAGAGACUCCAGCGGCUCCGGUGGCCUCGUCCUCGUCCUCGUUCUCGUCUUCGGCUGUGGCUCCGAGUCCAGCGCAGGAAAAGUCCAGUUCUGUGGAGGAGCGAGCCGAGCAGAGGAAAACCCCCGAGGGUGAGACGAAAGGUGAACUUGAACGGCGUAAACUGGGCAAAGAGCUGCAGGAUUUUAAGAGGAAACAGGAAGAAGAUCAAACCAAAAGACUUUUAGAAGAACGACAGAAAGAGAAGGAAGAAGAGAGAGCAGCGAGAGAGAGAGUCCGACAACAGAUCGCACUGGACCGAGCGGAGAGAGCGGCUCGAUACUCCAGGAGCGUCCAGGAGGAGGCGGCGGCAAAAGAAGCACGAACACAGGCACAAAUCCAACAGCAGGAGAACAAGAAGGAGGAGGCGCUCAGGCAAAGGAGCUCUGUGGCUCGUCUUCAGUUCAGACUUCCUGAUGGAUCGUCCAUCUCAUCUCAGUUCUCGGCUCAGAGUCUCCUGAAGGAGGUGCUGCACUUCGCUCAGCAGGAGAUAGGAAGUGCGUACGGAAACUUCACCAUGGCAACCAUGUUUCCUCGGAGGGAGUUCUCGUCCCAAGACCUGGACCGGACUCUGACGGAGCUGGAACUGGCCCCGAGCGCCUCCAUCGUUAUACUGCCUGAGUCGUGCCGUCCUCCCUCUGCUCUGGCUCCUUCUUCUUCUUCUCUCUGGACGUUCCUGGGGACUCUGUUCUACCCCCUGCUGGCCGUCUGGAGGAUCCUCAGCUCCUUCAUCUUUGGCUCCGGCUCGUCCACAGGGGGCGCCACCGCCGCCGCCAACAGAACCGCCGACAGGACCGCCAACAGAACCGGGGACAGGACGCAGAGGGAGAGUCUGACGAAGCAGAGUCUGGAGAAACAGCCCAAAAACUUCAAAAAAGACGGAAAGAUCUGCCGCCUCCGGACGCAAGAGGACAGCGAAGACGAGAACAACACGUGGAACGGGAACAGCACGCAGCAGAUGUGAGGGGCUCCACGAAAGAGCUGAAGGUCACCAAGAAACAUCUGAGGGUCUCCACUAAGAAUGAUCGAACCAUGUUUGAGGAGGACGUGGUGAGAUGUUUGAGGAGGACGUGGUGAGAUGUUUGAGGAGGACAUGGUGAGAUGUUUGAGGAGGAGGUGGUGAGAUGUUUGUGGAGGACAUGGUGAGAUGUUUGUGGAGGACGUGGUGAGAUGUUUGUGGAGGACAUGGUGAGAUGUUUGAGGAGGACGUGGUGAGAUGUUUGAGGAGGACAUGGUGAGAUGUUUGUGGAGGAGGUGGUGAGAUGUUUGUGGAGGACAUGGUGAGAUUCGGUUUGUCGAGCACCGGUCAAACGUUCAGACGGACUUCAGUUCGGUUCCUUUAAAAUGUGACACUCGGAGGAGAAUGAUCCCAGAGUCAGAGCUGCACUUUGGAGCUGACGGAAACGUUCUCCCAGGUCAGAACGUCUCUGAACGUUUGAGCGAUGGUCACUUCUGUUUCAGACUCAGAUUAAACAGUUUUAGAAAAUCAAAUGUGGAGCUGAAUAUUUGGUGCAGAUAAAAGUCGUGUGUGUAAAAUCAUCUGCACCGUGAAGGAUUUCUAACAUAAACUCCUCAUGUAUAACUUAAAUAAAAUUUAAUAUUUUAAACUAAAAA